Molecule: messenger RNA, 3232 nt
Organism: Nicotiana attenuata
Lineage: Eukaryota; Viridiplantae; Streptophyta; Magnoliopsida; Solanales; Solanaceae
Product: BTB/POZ domain-containing protein NPY3-like
Exons: 5
Coding region: 1062-2945 (627 amino acids)
Molecular function (GO): protein binding
Source: RefSeq, a predicted model, not a curated record
GGCAUUUAGAGAAUUCAGCAUAAUCAGAUUACUUUUGCACUAAUCCAUAAUCUAUGUUGAGAUUAAUUAUACUUUGGUAAUUCCAAAUUGAAGCAGCUCAAUAAUUAUAACUCUAACCUUUACAUAGAACAAUGUUUCAACCCAACAAAGGUUAACCUAUCAGACUUUACGGAGGCUAUAGAUAUAAUGUAAGAGAAAAUGAGAUGGCAAGCAGUGUUAUCAAAGUAGGAGAGGGAAAUGGAGGGGUGGUUAUGUUCUCUAUUGCUAUAACUAAUUAACGAUAGGGGUAAAAGAAAGCAUUGUUUAAUUUGGGAAAGAGUUGGGCAAACAAGAAAGUGAGUAGAUUGUGUCAGAUUGGCGUGCGUAAUAGUGUAGCCAAUACUAAGAGGAGAGAAGAAAGGGAUAUAUGUAAUUAGAGAUUGGAGGAGGAUGUUUCUUAACACCUUUAUUUGCUCAAAAAAGAAGCCACUCCCCACUUUCCCGUUUCAGCCUGAUACACACUUAAAAAUACAGCUUGCUAUUUUGUAGAGGAGUAAUUAGUUAGUCUUCUGUACUGGGAUUUCUGAGAAAUAGUGGUGGUGGGGACGCAAAAUCAAAUCUCAAGUGUUUGGAAACAUUCUUUAGAUUGGCUUUUUGUGAAUACACGGUGUUGCUUUGGUGGCUGGCAAAGAUUUAGCGACAACUCAUCUUUUUAUUGGUCCUUCAACAUCAUUGGUGAAAGAGGAGCAUUGAAUAGAGGAAUGUGGAUUCUGGUGUUUGCUUUUUCAGAGAAAGCACGGGAAGUUGUUUAAAUAUUUAUAUAUUAGCACCAGGAGUGAAGGGAUAAACAAUUAGAGGAAGGGCGGUGGUCUCAGUGGUGAGCAUGUGGCAUUAACACUGGUUUUGAGAGCUCAAAUUUUGCAUUUUUUGAGGUAUUGAGUCGGUUGGUCAAAUAUCUUGGACUGGCCUUUUGUGGUUGAGUUUACAACUAGAAUCAGUAAACAAGCCAACUCUCUUCCUUCUUGAAACCUUGUGAAGUUUGGAAAUAUAGCACUUUUGGUUUAGAUACUUUGAACACCAAGAUGAAGUUUAUGAAACUUGGAUCCAAGCCUGAUCAGUUUCAGACAGAAGGAGAUAAUAUCAGGUAUGUAGCAACCGAAUUGGCAACUGAUAUGGUCAUUAAUGUUGGAGAUGUAAAAUUUUAUGUCCACAAGUUCCCACUUCUGUCCAAGAGUGGUCGCUUGCAGAAGCUGGCCACACAUACAAAUGAGGAAAGCAAUGAUGAAAUCAACAUCCACGAUGUACCUGGUGGACCUGCAGCUUUUGAAAUAUGUGCAAAGUUCUGUUAUGGUAUGACAGUAACUCUGAAUGCGUACAACGUGGUUGCAGCUCGCUGUGCAGCUGAAUAUCUGGAAAUGUAUGAAACUGUAGAGAAGGGUAACCUUAUCUACAAGAUUGAGGUCUUCCUUACUUCUAGCAUCUUCAGGAGCUGGAAAGAUUCAAUCAUUGUUCUCCAAACAACAAAAUCUUUUCUUCCCUGGUCCGAGGAAUUAAAGAUUGUUAGUCAUUGUCUAGACUAUGUAGCAUCUAAAGCUUAUAUUGACACCUCAAAGGUGGACUGGUCGUAUACUUAUAAUCGUAAAAAUCUUCCAUCUGAAAAUGGAAGUGAUCCGCUCUGGAAUGGUGUGAAAAUGCAACAGUUUGUUCCAAGAGACUGGUGGGUUGAGGACCUUUGUGAACUUCACAUUGACAUGUAUAAACGGGUUAUAAAGACAAUAAAAACGAAGGGAGGAAUGUCUCCAGAAGUAAUAGGUGAAGCAUUGAAAGCGUAUGCAUACCGAAGGCUACCGGGAUUCAGCAAGGGUACACUACCAGGAAGCGAUCCUGUGAAGUAUCGGUACUUGGUCGAUGCAAUUACUUCUCUGUUGCCGACAGAGAAAAAUAGUGUUUCUGUUAAUUUCUUGAUCAGAUUGUUACAGACUUCUAUCUCUUUGGAAUGCGGAGAAACAGUAAGAAGUGAACUGAAGAGGAGGAUUGGCUUGCAGCUGGACGAGGCAUCGGUAGCUGACCUCCUCCUUCGAGCCCCAGCUAGUGAAACUACUACAUACGAUAUUGACAUAGUACAUGAGCUUGUUCAACAGUUCCUACUGCAGCAAAGGAGUGGUCAGAGCGAUUAUACUGAAGAUAAUGAAUUUCAGGAGAUGCCCCCUGCAUUUGCAUCAGAUGCUUCCAAGGUUAAGGUGGCAAGGGUGAUUGAUGGAUACCUUGCAGAAGUUUCUCGAGAUCCAAAUCUACCUUUGCCUAAAUUUGUCAAUCUUGCUGAUAUGGUCUCUGGCUUCCCUAGACCUUCCCAUGAUGGAAUUUACCGUGCUAUUGACAUGUACCUUAAGGAACAUCCUGAUAUCACCAAGAGUGAAAGAAAAAGAAUUUGUAAACUAAUGGACUGCCGAAAGCUAUCAGCUGAGGCUUGCAUGCAUGCUGUGCAGAAUGAGCGCCUUCCUUUACGCGUAGUUGUACAAGUGCUGUUCUUCGAGCAAGUCAGAGCAACAACAUCGUCUGGUGGUGGCAGCACUCCUGAACUACAUGGAGCAAUUAAAGCCUUGCUUCCAGGGGAAUCCCAUGGGAGCUCAAGAUCUGCUACGACCAACACAGAAGAGGACUGGGAUGCCGUGGCCACAGCUGAGGAGCUUAAAGCUUUGAAAGGGGAGCUUGCUACUCUAAGGUUGAGGGACAAGGAAAGUAGCAAUGAUAGUAAUUUGAAAGACAUGAAACUGAGUGCCGAAAAGGUGGCUGGUGGCAAAGCAAAGGGUUUAAUCAUGUCCAAGAAGAUCUUCUCAAAACUGUGGUCCAACAAAGAUAGACUAAGUGAGAACAGCAGCUCGGAUACAUCAGAAAGCCCGGGAUCUUCCAAUGCUGGGGAAUCAAAGUCCACCCCAUCAAGAAGUAGGAGGCAUUCCCUGUCUUAAUAUUUCGUUGCAGAUUAACCUGUUCCUCAUAAUUUAAUGUACCCCCUGUUGAUGCUAGGAUUGGGAGAAGUUAAGUCUGCUACUAACCCUUGAAAAGGAAGAGAGAAUUCCCCCAAAAAUUUUGAGCAUUUGAAGAAUGCAUUUUGCAAGGUAGAUGAGCUUGAAACUGAAUUGGAUCCUCUAGUUUAAUAGUUUUUUCAUUGUAUUCAAUUGUUCCCCAAGAGAAAUACAGGUCUCCUCCUUUAUUUAAGGCUCUCUUUUUACAAGAAGAGAAUUGGUUUUAGAUA